AUGCAUCAUCAUCAUCCAUUUCUCGAUGCAGGAUUAGGUGGUUUUGCUGGCUAUGAACUCGGACGUCAUACCGGUUUUGGCAGUCCACUUAUUGAUGCAGGAUUAGGUGCUUUCGGUGGCUAUGAACUUGGAAAUUAUAUGAAUAAUGGCGGCUUCGGAGGUGGCUACGGAGGUGGCUUCGGUGGUGCUCCAUAUGGUGGAGGAUAUGGUGGUGGUUUUGGAAAUUCAUAUGGAUAUGGCGGUGGAUAUUAUUAA
This is a messenger RNA of Adineta steineri, 255 nucleotides long. Lineage: Eukaryota; Metazoa; Rotifera; Eurotatoria; Adinetida; Adinetidae. The record is from the annotation of a GenBank genome assembly.